This is a messenger RNA of Oxyura jamaicensis (ruddy duck), 1732 nucleotides long. RefSeq names its product solute carrier family 38 member 7 (gene SLC38A7). Gene Ontology annotation, biological process: amino acid transmembrane transport. The record is from RefSeq and is a predicted model, not a curated record. The transcript is spliced from 11 exons. The coding region runs from base 190 to 1578 and encodes 462 amino acids. Lineage: Eukaryota; Metazoa; Chordata; Aves; Anseriformes; Anatidae. Gene Ontology annotation, molecular function: L-aspartate transmembrane transporter activity; L-glutamine transmembrane transporter activity; L-histidine transmembrane transporter activity.
ACAGAGUAGAGGAGCGGUGAAGCGCCCGGAUCCUGCGCUGCCGUGGUCCCAGCCUGGCCGUUUGCCGUCCCCGUGCCCGAUGGAUCCAGCACUGGCUGGGGACGCUCCUCACGCUGAUCAGCUGAGCCCGGUGGGAGAACACUAGUGGGACGUGAGUGCAGCACUGCAAGGGACAGAUCCUGCCAGAAGAUGGCUCAGGCCACCGGGAGCAUCAACAGUGACUACAGGGACUGGGAGUGGAGCGCCGAUGCUGGGGAACGGGCCAGGCUCCUGCAGAGCCCCAGCGUGGAGACGGUACCGAAGAGCGGGGAGAGCCAAGGCAGCGGCCUGGGGGCCACAUCCGCGCUGGGCGCCGUGUUCAUCGUGGUGAACGCCGCCCUCGGGGCCGGCCUGCUCAACUUCCCCGCCGCGUUCAACAUGGCCGGCGGCGUGGCCGCGGGCAUCGCGCUGCAGAUGUGCAUGCUGAUCUUCAUCAUCGGGGGCCUGGUCAUCCUGGCAUACUGCUCGCAGGCCAGCAACGAGCGGACGUACCAGGAGGUCGUGUGGGCGGUGUGCGGGAAGGUGCCGGGCGUGCUGUGCGAGGUGGCCAUCGCUGUCUACACCUUCGGCACCUGCAUUGCUUUCCUCAUCAUUAUCGGAGACCAGGAGGACAAGAUCAUCGCUGCGCUGGUGACAGAGCCUGAGGAAGCGGGGAGCAGCCGCUGGUACACCGACCGCAAGUUCACCAUCAGCAUCACGGCCUUCCUCCUCAUCCUGCCCCUCUCCAUCCCCAAGGAGAUCGGCUUCCAGAAGUACGCCAGCUCUCUGAGCGUGAUCGGCACGUGGUACGUCACUGCCGUCAUCAUCAUCAAGUACAUCUGGCCCGACAAGGAGCUUGUGCCUGUGGAGAUCCCCACCAGCCCCUCCACCUGGAUGGCCGUGUUCAACGCCAUGCCCACCAUCUGCUUCGGGUUCCAGUGCCACGUGAGCAGCGUGCCCGUCUUCAACAGCAUGAAGCAGCCGGAGGUGAAGACCUGGGGGGCGGUGGUGACAGCGGCCAUGGUGAUCGCUCUCUUUGUCUAUACGGGCACUGGCGUCUGCGGCUUCCUGACGUUCGGGGCCAGCGUGGACCAGGACGUGUUGCUCUCCUACCCUUCCAACGACAUCCCCGUCGCCCUCGCCCGGGCCUUCAUCAUCCUGUGCGUGCUGACGUCCUACCCCAUCCUGCACUUCUGCGGCCGGGCCGUUCUGGAGGGCCUCUGGCUGCGCUACACCGGGGUGACGGUAGAGGAGGACGUGGUUCGGGAGCGGAGGAGGCGCCUGCUUCAGACCAUCAGUUGGUUCCUGCUGACUCUUCUCCUGGCUCUCUUCAUCCCUGACAUCGGCAAAGUCAUCUCCGUCAUCGGGGGCUUGGCCGCCUGCUUCAUCUUCGUCUUCCCAGGGCUCUGCCUGAUUCAAGCCAAACUCUCCGAGAUCCAAGAAACGAGGGCCAUCAGCUGGUGGGCCCAGGUCAGUUACGGGGUGUUCAUGGUCACCCUCGGAGCCUUCAUCUUCGGACAGACCACUGCCAAUGCCAUCUUUGUGGAUCUCACAGCCUGACGCCUUCUCCGGGCUGGCCUGGGCUGCUGCCACGGGGAAGCAGAUUUCCUGCUCCAGGACCAGGGGGGAGUGGGGAGAAAACAUUUUGGUAUACUGGGAGCAUCCAGGAGGAACGUUGAAAUCCGGGGCUUUGCUGACAGAGCCCUGCAGGGAC